AUGUCUUACUCUUCUCAUCUUCAUACAACUACUCAGCCCCCUUGGGCCACUGAAAAGACGGUCCAGGACUCCCUGUCAGCGGCACUGGCAGGUCUGAGUCCAUGCAAUUCUGCUGUGACUUGGACAGACCCCAAAUUUGCAAUGAACUCGCUGGAAGGCAGCACCACCCCUACCCUUUCCUGCACCUCCCAAUAUGCGGCAGCAGUUCAAAACAAUGCGAGACCGCUUCUGCAGAAUCAAGAAGUUCUAUUUCUGAAUGACGCACCAACCACCGUGACUGCCACAGUGAAGCGCAUCUGCAGGGAGAAGACUGGUACUGACUGGCAGACAGUCCUCGAUAUUAUCAAGUAUGGCGAAGAAACACAAACCAUGCACAACGAACUUCAGCGGCGCGAUCACGAGGAUGAUGGGCAGUGCGAAUAUGUAUUGCAUAUGCUGGAGGCUGACGUGCCUGCCACGAAUGGCGGUAUGAACACCUUAGGGUGGAGAGACCGAAGCGCCAACUUGAACCGGUCGAGGAACGCUAGUAUAAUUAUUCCAAAUAUUUUACUCAAGGUGUUCCGAAUGCUCGAAAUGCUUCGCAGCGUGACGGAUGUGCACGUUAAGCUCCGUUGUCCGGUAAUGACUGAGAUAGUGGUGCUGAAGAGUCCAGACAUGACAAAUGGUAGUAAAGCCGUUGUAUCUGGGAAUGUAGGUGGCAGAGGUGGUGGCAGAGGAAAAGAAGUAGUCUGUGCAGAUGACGACUCGGAGGAGAGCUGUCUCAAAAACUUGCUCUUUGGUGUCCCAUACGCCGCUCCUGGGAAGGCUCGCAAGGAAAUCGUUGUUGUGUUUGAUGAGGAAGCAGAGGAUGGGCAACUUGAAGUAGGAAGAGAGUUUGAAAUGUUGCUUGACCCGGAUGUAGUACUAAUAAUUGCCGCUGGAUUGCCCCAGCGUGGCCAGGCUCCGCAAGACUACUAUAGCUACGAACUCAUAACGCUGGAUGUCGCCAAACUUUUCACGGGUACUCCACUCCACAUGGUGCCGGGUUAG
Molecule: messenger RNA, 1029 nt
Organism: Suillus clintonianus
Lineage: Eukaryota; Fungi; Basidiomycota; Agaricomycetes; Boletales; Suillaceae
Exons: 8
Coding region: 1-1029 (342 amino acids)
Source: RefSeq, a predicted model, not a curated record